GGGCCAGGAGGCGGGCAGAGGGCGGGGCCCCGAGCUGGGCAGGAGCCGAGAGCCGCGAGCCGCCAUGGCGAAGGUGCUGGCUCUCACCGCCCUGGGGCUGGCUCUGGCGCUGCUGGGCGAGAGGUUCGUGGCGCUCAGGAAUCGACUGAAGGCCUCCAGAGAGGUGGAGCCGGUGGACCUGCCCAACUGCCACCUGGUCAGAGGCGUAGAAUCGGGGUCUGAAGACAUCGACAUCCUUCCCAGCGGCCUGGCCUUCCUCAGCGUGGGCCUCAAGGUUCCCGGGAUCCAGUGCUUUGCCCCGGAGAAGCCGGGGGGGAUCCUGCUGCUGGAUCUGAACCAGGACAAGCCCCGGGCCCUGGAGCUGCGCGUCAGCCGGGGAUUCGACCUGACGUCCUUCAACCCACACGGCAUCAGCACCUUCAUUGAUGAAGACGGCGCCGUGUAUCUCUUCGUUGCGAAUCACCCCGAGUUCAAGAGCACGGUAGAAAUUUUUAGAUUUGAAGAAGAAGACAAUUCUCUUUUACACCUGAAGACAGUCCGCCAUGAGCUCCUGCCAAGCGUGAAUGACGUCGUCGCCGUGGGCCCGGAGCAUUUCUACGCCACCAACAGCCACUAUUUCUCUGACCUUUUCCUAAAGUAUCUCGAGGUCUACUUGAACCUGCGCUGGACAAACGUCAUCUACUACAGCCCCGAGGGGGUCCGAGUGGUGGCCGACGGCUUCGAUUCUGCCAACGGCAUCACCAUGUCCCCCGACGAGAAGUACGUCUACGUGGCAGAUAGCUUUGCCCACGAAAUCCACGUCAUGGAAAAACACGCCAAUCGGAGCCUAACUCAAGUCAAGGUGCUUCACCUGGACACGGUGGUGGACAACCUGUCCAUCGACCCUUCCACGGGAGACCUCUGGGUGGGCUGUCACCCCAACUGCCUGAAGCUGAUCAUCUAUGAUGCCAGUAAUCCUCCUGCAUCCGAGGUGCUUCGGAUCCAGAACGUUCUUUCUGAGGCACCGGCAGUGACCACGGUCUAUGCCAACAACGGCUCCGUGCUGCAGGGCAGCACCGUGGCCUCCGUGUAUGGUGGCCAGCUGCUCAUUGGCACGCUGUUCCAUAGAGCCCUUCAGUGCCAGCUCUGAGGGGCAGCCUUGGCACCCGCUCCUACUAACACCGAAUUCACUGUGAAUUGUUCAUCCUGAGGAAGCUCCAGUAGUGCAGGGGACCGAGAUGUCGGCACCGUAGACGAUGGGAGCGAGGCUGGCUGGGGUGGGCAGCUGUACUGCCAGCCGUGUGUCCCUGGCCUGGCAGGGCCGUCAGACUAGCCAAGAGGAGCCUCGCUGGCUGUGUGGUGGCGGCCUCUUCGAGGCAGCAUCUGGGGCCGUUUCGAGAUUGAGUCAGCAAUUAAAUGCUUCCUGAAAGCCA
Molecule: messenger RNA, 1412 nt
Organism: Monodelphis domestica (gray short-tailed opossum)
Lineage: Eukaryota; Metazoa; Chordata; Mammalia; Didelphimorphia; Didelphidae
Product: serum paraoxonase/arylesterase 2
Biological process (GO): response to toxic substance
Cellular component (GO): extracellular region
Molecular function (GO): arylesterase activity
Source: RefSeq, a predicted model, not a curated record